ACUGACACAGAAAGAGGAAGAAGAGAAGGAGGAAGGAAGAGGAGAGAGCGAGAGAGAGAGUUCUGCUGGUCUGCCGUUAGCAGCCGUCUGGCUGUCUGUCGUCCUGCAGAAAUGUCCUCCCGGGCAGAGAGUAAGACAGCCUCCCAGUUUGUGUCUCUCACCAUGAGGCUGAAGGAUAAGCUCCACCCACCGAGGAUCAGAAGUUCUGAGCGAAUCAAACAAACCCUGUCACAGAGACCCAAACCAUGUGAUCUGAACUUGCAACACGAGCCGGUGUGUGUGUUGGCAGACCAGCAGCGGGCCAUCAUCAGCUCUCUGCAGUACUUCAAAGCUCUGGUGGACAGGCUGGGAGUGGACAGACUGGUUCUGGACCCGUCAGUGGUGGGCGGUCUGCUGGGGGGGGCGUCCAGCGGGGUCCUGGAGGCGGUCCAGACUCUGGUACAGCUGGAGCCGCAUCUGCACAACAGUAAGACCGUCUCUUCCUGUCUCACCCGUCUCUACCUGUCUGUGGCUCAGCUGAUUCACUGGGCUGAUCAGGUUAUGCUACAAGGCGUCGCCCACGGCAACAAGGACUCCGCAGCAAGCGUUACCGUGGUAAUCCGGGCUGUGCUGGACGGGGUCAAGGAACUGGUCCGAUUGGCUGCAGAGAGACAAGGUGCCUCCGCCUCCUUGUCUCUUGUCCAAUCACCGGUCACCUUGGGACAGACAUGUGGGUUUGACAACCAUCAGACAUCAGAGAGGACGUCUACGUCCUGGAGUUUAGGAGCUCCUGCAGAGAAGGAGGAUGAGCAGACAGCUUUGGCUCCUCCUAAACCCCCAAUGCCUCUCACAGAUCCCCUCCCCCAGGUGUCCCUCCUUCAGGUGUCCACACAGGGACUCAGUCCUCCAGUCCUGCCGCCGAAAAGGCGUCAAUCUUCAGGUCCCGCCCCCUGCAGUGUUGCUAUAGUAGCACCAAGGAGACGAGAGCCUGAAGUGGACAGACAGGAGGACGAGUGUUUGAAGCGCUGCUCUUCUUCAUCUGCAGACUAUGCUGCUGAGAACACACACUGUGAGGACGACCCAGACUACGACUUCCUCCACACUGACCUGUCCUCCUCUCAGACGCUCCCUCCUCUUCCUCACCCGGCCUCCCUCCCCCCCGCCCUGCCAGAGAAGAGACGCUGCAGCACUGCAGAAACUACCAUGGGUAAGGCCUCGUUUUCGUUUGGGUUUGACGCCGCCCCCCCUGAGAAGAGCCACUGUGAAGAUGUCGUUGGACCUGAUGAGUCACCUUUGUCCCCUCUGUCCCCCAGCCAGACGCCACCCCCCCUCCCUGAAAAGAAACGACACAUCCAUCAGUACCUUCAGUUCUGUUCGUCCUACAGCGCUCAAUCAGCAGCCAUGUUCUACCAGCGACCUUUGACCUUCAGUCAGCAUCACAGUAGCAGGCAGCAAGACCUGGAGACCACUUACCGUCUCACACACCUGGACAGACAGACAUUAGACUCCACCCCCUCACCUAAACUAUGUCCUGCUCCAGUUCUACCACCAAAGAAGAGACAACAGGAUCCAGUUGGACCGUAUGAAGAGGACUGGACCAGAGACAGGUCUCAGAGUGUCCAGUAUGAGGACCAGCAGGAGGAGGUUCUCUUGACAGACUGGCAGGAGGUCCUCCAGAGGAUCACCAUGAAGCCUCCGGAUGAGGACGGGCCGGACGUCAAAGCAGCCUCUCCGGAGAUCCUAUUGGUCCAUGCCACCGCCACUGACAGCGGAGCAGAACAGGUGGUGUACCGGGAAGCCUUCCUCUCCACCUACAGGAGCUUCAUCAGCCCCAAAGACGUCAUCAUCAAACUCCAGCAAAGAUACAAACACCUGAGUGAACUAGGGGAGCCUGAACGCAUCACUGCUGCCAACAACACCUUCCACCUGCUGGUGAGAGUGGUGGAUGAGUUGUGCGCCAUAGAGCUGGACUCUGAUUUGCUGUUGCUGCUGAUGGAGCUGGUGUUCAGCCUCCUGAUUGGUGGAGAGCUGGGUCUGGCCCGCCUCCUGCGGUCCAACAUCCUGUCCAAGAUGGAGCAGAAAUGGCUGCUCAUUGGCUCUCCUCAGUCGCUCCGUCCCCUCGCAGCCAGGGGUGUGACUGCCAGACCAGGAACCCUUCUGGACUUCAGGAGUCAGGAUUUAGCUGAACAGCUGACUCUGCUGGACUCUGAACUCUUCUGCAAGAUCGAGCUUCCAGAGGUGUUGCUGUGGUCUAAAGAGCAGAAUGAGGAGAAAAGUCCAAACCUAACCGAGUUCACCCAGCACUUCAACAACAUGUCCUUCUGGGUUCGUUCUGUAAUCAUUCUUCAGGAUAAAUCUCAGGACAGAGAGAAACUGCUGCUGAAGUUCCUGAAGAUCAUGAAGCACCUGCGGAGGCUGAACAACUUCAACUCGUACCUGUCCAUCCUGUCAGCACUGGACUCCGCCCCCGUGCGACGCCUGGACUGGCAGAGAAACACAGCUGAGGCUCUGGAGGAGUACAGCUCUUUGAUUGACAGCUCAUCAUCUUUCAGAGCCUAUAGAGCAGCCCUGGCUGAUGUGGAACCUCCAUGUAUACCCUACCUGGGCUUGAUCCUUCAGGACUUGACCUUUGUCCACCUGGGGAAUCCUGACACAUUGAUGGGAUCAAAGGUCAACUUCUCGAAACACUGGCAGCAGUUCAACAUCCUGGACACUCUGAGGAGAUACCAACAAGUUCCUUACACUCUGCAGCCUAAUGAUGACAUCAUAUCGUUCUUUAAUGACUUCAGCGACCACCUGGCAGAGGAAGCAUUGUGGGAACUCUCACUCAGGCUCCGCCCACGAAAUACUCCAAGAGCCAAUCAGAGAUGACACAUCAAAACCGAUAUAACCUGUGCUAGUUUAAUGCUAACAUGUGGAAAUUGAGAAAUUAGAUUGUAAUAAUCAAAUCUUAAUCAAAGUGGUACUGAACUUGAUUACACUGGAUUAAAUUGGUCCUAAUGUGUCAUAUAAAGGAAGCUGUUCACAUACUGAGCUAAUUAUGGCUAACAGCAAGCUAACAUGCUCAUCUGGACUAUUCCAGCAAUAACUGACAUACGUUAGCCUGGAGCUAACAGGGUUUAGCCAGGUGUUAGCGUGGGGUUAACCAGGUGUUUGCUGGGUUUAGCCAGGUGUUAGCCAGGUGUUAGCCAGGUGUUAGCGUGGAGUUAUUCAGGUGUUAGCUGGAAUUAGCCAGAUGUUAGCAUGGGGUUAGCCAGUUGUUAGCGUGGGGUUAGCCAGGGGUCAGCCAGAUGUUAGCGUAGGGCUAACUAGGUGUUAGCCUGGAUUAGCCAGGUGUUGGCUGGGAUUAGCGUGGGACCUCUACCUGUUUCUGACCUGUGUACAAUUAUUUACAGUCAUAUUUAAAUAAAUGUCACUCCUCACCAGUUGAUUAAUAA
Cyclopterus lumpus (lumpfish) is the source of this 3416-nucleotide messenger RNA. RefSeq names its product Rap guanine nucleotide exchange factor (GEF) 1a (gene rapgef1a). Lineage: Eukaryota; Metazoa; Chordata; Actinopteri; Perciformes; Cyclopteridae. Gene Ontology annotation, cellular component: plasma membrane. The record is from RefSeq and is a predicted model, not a curated record. Gene Ontology annotation, biological process: positive regulation of GTPase activity; Ras protein signal transduction. Gene Ontology annotation, molecular function: guanyl-nucleotide exchange factor activity.